Histoplasma mississippiense is the source of this 852-nucleotide messenger RNA. RefSeq lists its product with no specific name. The record is from RefSeq and is a predicted model, not a curated record. NCBI's taxonomy places the organism in Eukaryota, Fungi, Ascomycota, Eurotiomycetes, Onygenales, Ajellomycetaceae. Bases 1 to 852 code for a protein of 283 amino acids. The transcript has a single exon.
AUGGCCGAUGUUAACGGUCCAUACUUUCAGGCAGAAAACGGUACCUUCUACUUCAACCAAACCUUCUACGGCAACCAACCCGACGAAAAUGGAACGGUCUCUUCAGAUCCAGUGUACCAAGCUACGGCUUUAACCCACAUUGCCCCUCCCAUAGGUGUUCGUUGUAUUCGCGACUCUAAGCUUGGAUAUGCUGAUGUCGACUGGCAAGGCUCAUUCCGCUCAUUCACUGAGAGUGCCCCCCAGUGGGUUGACAGCCACGAGAGCGGGGAUCAAUGGGCAUUUGGCCAAAUCGGCGACGCAAUUGCUGGCAAAUUUACCGAGAUUCUGACAUCCACAAACUCGCCUAUAACCCUAAGUCUCACCCACGGGUUAUACUUCCCAAGUUACAUCCAGGCAGAGACCCUUUACCGGUCAAUCAUGCUCGCGCAUGCCUGGGACGCCCUGGAAUUAAUGUACGACAGCGGCUACUCCUUUGAAUCUGCGUAUAUAUUACCCAAUACAACCAGCUCGCGAGCCAGCACCGUUAUGGGUCAUGGUGUCAUCCCGCCCAUCUAUGUGGGAGUCUUGUUCGCCAUCUGGACCGUAGGCUCUGUGGUAUUUGGCUGCGUGUAUGGGUUUCGUUGCCGAUGGUCUGAUACGUUGGAUGGGUAUAGUAUGUUCCGAUUUGGAGCGGAUUUUGCGCAAGAGAUCAAAGACGAGCCCGAUUUUGCGUGCGCUUCGGAGUUCCAGGAAUGCCAGGCACUGUGGAAACUACCGGGUUUGGUAGGUGACUCUGAGCUGCAGAUGGAUAUUGGGCAUAUUACACUGGUGAAAAGGGGGAAUGAACCGAACAAGGAUAAGAAAUAUCGCUAG